Molecule: messenger RNA, 1772 nt
Organism: Syngnathoides biaculeatus (alligator pipefish)
Lineage: Eukaryota; Metazoa; Chordata; Actinopteri; Syngnathiformes; Syngnathidae
Product: galectin-4-like
Exons: 13
Coding region: 8-1078 (356 amino acids)
Molecular function (GO): carbohydrate binding
Source: RefSeq, a predicted model, not a curated record
CUCCGGCAUGUCCUUCCUCGCUCCUCCUGGUUACCAGCCCGUCUACGCCCCCACAAUUCCAUAUAUUGGGCCCAUUUAUGGAGGUCUGCGGGAGGGAGCGUCCAUCUACAUCCAGGGCUCAGUUCCGGGCAAUAUCACCAGGUUCUUUGUCAACCUGCUCUGCGGACCGUCCGAGUCCAGCGACAUCGCCCUCCACUUCAACCCGCGUUUCGACGGCUGGGACAAGGUGGUCUUCAACAGCCGGCAGAACAACGCCUGGGAUGCAGAGGAGAAGAUCCGCGACAUGCCCUUCAGCAAGGGCAAGGCCUUCGAGAUGGUUGUCGCGUGCUCGGCGCACGGCUACCAGUUCAAAAUUAACGGGAAAGACUUCCACACCUUUAAGCAUCGCCUCCCUUUGUCGAGAGUGAGCGGCAUGCAGAUUGGGGGGGACGUUUCCAUCCAGACGAUUAACGUCAUUGGGCAGCACCAGGGAGGAUACCCAGGCGGUGGCAUGGGGCAGCAGCAGCAUGGAGGUUACCCAGGUGGCAGCAUGGGAGCAAGGCCAGGAUGUGGAGUAGCAUACCCAGGAGAUUGUGCAGGGCAGGGUGGCUAUCCAGGUGGAAUGGGGGGCAAUGUGGGGGGUGGAUUCCCGGGAUCAAACCUGCCGAGUAUGAGCGGACAGCCAAUCUACAACCCUCCGAUCCCGUACUCAGCCAUGAUCCCGGGAGGAAUGUUCCCUAAGAGGACGAUCAUCAUCAGAGGAAAUGUGCCCGAGCGUGCAAACAGGUUCAGCAUCAAUUUCCUGGCCAGCAGAUGUGGUGACAUCGCCCUCCACAUCAACCCCCGCGUGAGCGACAGCGUGGUGGUGCGCAACAGCAUGAUCGGGGGCCGCUGGGGCCAAGAGGAACGCCAGCUUGCCGCCAACCCCUUCAAGGCGGGCCAGUACUUCGACCUGUCGAUCCGCUGCGCCGGCGACCGCUUCAAGGUCUUCAUCGACGGGCAGCCACUGUUCGAUUACAAUCACCGCGUGCGUGCCCUCGGCGACAUCGACAAGUUGGAUGUGGCGGGCGACGUGCGGAUCUCCUACGUCCACUUCUGAAAGAGCCAAGGCGCGGGUGCGAUAUCACCACGCCAACCAACAUCGCAACAAAAUAUUCCUUUAUUUUUCUUUGUACAAAAUACUGGAGAUAUUAUAGCAAACCAUGACGAAUAAAGGUCAUUGUUUUCAGUUGACGUGUGGGUGGGAGGCAUCACACUGGCUCAAAGGCACUUAGGCAAUCCUGCUUUUGACGUCAACAUCGACAUUCCAAAACUCGUAACCAUAACAAUGCAGAGUACCGCUUUGAAGAAAAAAAAAAAUACAUUCCACCUCAGGAGCGCCCAUUAGUACCUUUUCAUGUACUGUACCUAGUUGUGCAAAGCUAAUUUUCAAUAUGCUUGCUGUCCAGCUUCACAUCUGUGUACUAGUACACUUUUGUCCUCACUAGUAAGACAAUUCAGCGCAUUAGUAAAAUGACCUCUCACGAGCGCCUUCCUCUACUUUACAUUUCAGCACACCAGGACAAAUUUGGCACACUAACGGCACAUCUACUGAGGCAAAAGUUGCCGCAAGUUCACAUCUGCAAGCUAGUUCUAUUAAUGAAGCCCCGGUUGCUAUCAAUAUUCGUAGCGUGCACUUAUCAACUGAAGCAGUUUUUGCCUCACUGGUUAAGGUACUGUAGUUGUCCUACCUGUGAGGACAAGAUCUUGAAAAAAAAAAAAAACAUGCUCAUACUGCUUCCCAUCCACGCACU